This is a messenger RNA of Asterias rubens (European starfish), 1135 nucleotides long. RefSeq names its product amine sulfotransferase-like. Gene Ontology annotation, biological process: sulfation. Gene Ontology annotation, molecular function: sulfotransferase activity. The record is from RefSeq and is a predicted model, not a curated record. Gene Ontology annotation, cellular component: cytoplasm. The coding region runs from base 1 to 972 and encodes 323 amino acids. The transcript has 6 exons. NCBI's taxonomy places the organism in Eukaryota, Metazoa, Echinodermata, Asteroidea, Forcipulatida, Asteriidae.
AUGGAUGAGCCGCGAGUUUUAGCAAUGUUACCCGAUGUUAUCAACGGGAAAACUCAAGCAGAACUUUUGAAGGAGCUCAGAGAGUCGUGCGGUCAACAAAAUUGUUAUGAAUUAGAAGGAAUGAAGUUUUCUUGGGUUAUGCCGCGGUCUGCAUUUGAAGGCAUCAAGACAUUUGAAGUGCGAGAUGACGACGUGUUUGUUCCUGCUUAUCCAAAAUCAGGUAGCCAUUGGCUUAUUGAAAUUGUGAAAUACAUUCAAAGCGAGGGUAAUGACAAUUUCGACCGCUCCUUCAUGAAUACUGCCAUGGAAGUAGUAUCUAUGAAAUCACCCGAGAAAGACGAGACCAACGUCCCUGGUUAUAAAAUCAUGGAAACUUGGGAGUCUCCCAGAUGCAUGUCCACUCACUGCCAUGCGCGGUUCCUUCCUACGAAAGUGUGUGGAUCAAAAGCUAAGGUUGUCUACUUGGCACGAAAUCCUAAAGACACCUUUGUCUCCUUCUUCAACUUCAUGAAAGAAUUUUUGCUGCCAUCAUUUCGCAACUGGGAUGCUUUCUUCUUUUCGCUGUUCACUGGAACCACAUUGGGAGGAUCUUGGUUUGAUCACGUGCUCGGUUUCUGGGAACGUCGAAAUGAUGAGAAUGUCUUAUACAUGAAAUAUGAAAGUAUGCACAAGGAUCUGAGGGGCUCCAUCUGCAAAAUAGCAAAGCAUCUUGAUAAGGACCUCUCUGAUGACGUCAUCGAUUACAUCACGAAGAAAACUACCUUUCACGGGAUGAAGAAUACUUAUCAACAACUAGGGAUGGGAGAGGAGGCACAAAUGCGGACGAAACACAUAGGAAGAGCGCCGUUUCUUUUGAAAGGUAAAGUUGGAGGGUGGAACAACUACUUUACUGCGGCACAAAGCGACGCCUUCGACAUGAUUUACAACGAGAAGCUACAAGGAACUGGUCUCGACUUUGAUUUUGAACUUUAGCUUAUAGCGGCAGAAAACUACACGACGAACUUGCCUAUCAUGAACUCCCGUCGUGAGCCCGGUUAUUGUCCAAAUAUUGUCCAAAUAUUGUCAUUUUGACACACGGCUGUCAACAACAGGGCCCAAUUUCAUAGCGCUGCUUAGCGGCCGAUUUUUUGCUUAC